Messenger RNA from Chanos chanos (milkfish), 899 nucleotides. Its product is annotated as low choriolytic enzyme-like. The transcript has a single exon. Gene Ontology annotation, biological process: proteolysis. Gene Ontology annotation, molecular function: metalloendopeptidase activity; zinc ion binding. Lineage: Eukaryota; Metazoa; Chordata; Actinopteri; Gonorynchiformes; Chanidae. The record is from RefSeq and is a predicted model, not a curated record. The coding region runs from base 1 to 780 and encodes 259 amino acids.
AUGUCUGCUCUCCAGCUAACCUUCGGGCUCCUGGCCCUGUUCUUGCUCUCCUCCGGCGCCAGAGCCGAGGAGGUGAAGGAAUCCGUUGCCGAACUCCUCGGCAAGGCAAACAGAAACGUGGUGCGUGAGGCGGACGAGCCCUACGUCGUCGACGACAUCGCCUACACCUCGCCCGCGGAGAGAAACGCGGACCCCUGCACCUCCCGCGGCUGCAAGUGGCCGAAGUCUUCCGACGGCUACGUCUACGUGCCCUACGCCAUCGCCAACCACUACACCAGCCGCGAGCUGUCCGUCAUCGAGCGCGCCCUUCAGUCUUUCGCCAGCUCCACCUGCAUCCGUUUCGUUCCCCGGACCAACCAGAGGGACUACGUGUACAUCCAGUCCCUUAACGGCUGCUACUCUUACGUGGGCCGCAUCGGAAACGGCCAGCCCCUGUCUCUGAGCCGCCAGGGCUGCAUCUACCACGGCACGGCCCAGCACGAGCUCCUCCACGCCCUGGGGUUCAACCACGAGCAGACGCGCAGCGACCGCGACAGCUACGUCCGCAUCCACCUGGAGAACGUCGAGUCUGGCAUGGAGCACAACUUCGACAAGAUCGCCACGCUGAACCAGAACACGGCCUACGACUACGGUUCCGUCAUGCAUUACCACCGUUACGCCUUCUCCAAGAACGGCCUGGCCACCAUCGUGCCCAUCCCCAACGCCAACGUGGAAAUCGGCGGCGCCACCGAAAUGAGCUACAACGACAUCCUCCGCGUGAACAGGCUGUACGCCUGCUGAGGCUCGUCCUCCUGCACACUGCAGUAAACGGUUCCCACCGCUGUACGCUUCUCAACUGCUUAAACCCAGCCGGCAGAACAACCAGCCGAAGACCGAGAACUCUCCACGCAACAGACUAC